Messenger RNA from Trypanosoma grayi, 1446 nucleotides. Its product is annotated as amino acid transporter. Lineage: Eukaryota; Euglenozoa; Kinetoplastea; Trypanosomatida; Trypanosomatidae. Gene Ontology annotation, molecular function: amino acid transmembrane transporter activity. The transcript has a single exon. The coding region runs from base 1 to 1446 and encodes 481 amino acids. Gene Ontology annotation, biological process: amino acid transmembrane transport. The record is from RefSeq and is a predicted model, not a curated record.
AUGAAUCCUAUGGAACCAUCGAACGUCCCCGUGGUGCACGACGAGCAAGAGGGCAUUGUCGAGCCCUCGUCCCACGAGGUCCAAAAUGAGGAGAACCCGUCCAGCAGCAGUGAAGAGCUGAAGCAGGAGGUCCCCGAGGCGAUGGAGGUGAAGGAGGCGGAAGAGAGCGGCUUCAUCGCUUCCAUCUCGCGGUGCGUGCAGAAGAUCGUUCCGCCUGGUGGCGUUCUCGGCAGUGCCUUCAACUUGGCAUCGUCGUCGAUCGGCGCCGGCAUCCUUGGCCUGCCCUCUGCGACCAACAGCAGUGGGCUCGUGAUGGCGCUCCUGUACCUUACCGUCAUCACGAUGACCACUAUCUUCUCACUGAACUGCAUCUGCAUCGCGGCACAGCGGACUCAGGUCCGUAGCUUCGAGGGCGCCUCGCGUGUGCUGCUGGGCCGUUGGUUCGAGUACUUCGUCGCGGGUGUGCGCGCGUUCCACUCCCUUAGUGGCUGCGUCGCGUACGUCAUCAGCGUGGGGGACAUCUUCUCCGCCAUUAUGGACCACAGCGACGAUGCUCCGGACUUCUUGAAGCGUACUUCCGGCAACCGCCUUCUGACGUCAGCUGUGUGGCUCUGUAUUAUGCUUCCGCUCGUUAUUCCGAAGCAUAUUGACUCGCUGCGCUACUUCUCCACCUUCGCCGUCACUUUCAUGCUGUACUUUGUCGUGGUGAUCAUCGUGCACUCGUGCAUGAACGGUCUGCCGGACAACGUGAAGGACAUCAGCGUGGGCAAGGACGACGACGCAAGCGUGGUGCUCUUCAACUCCGGAAACAAGGCGAUUGAGGGACUCGGUGUCUUCAUGUUUGCGUACGUCUGCCAGAACAACGCGUACGAGGUGUACUGGGACAUGGAAAACCCCACUCAGACGCGGUUCACUCUUGCCGGUGCGAUCGGAAUGGGCCUGUGCUUCGUGCUUUACUCCAUGACGGCUGCCUUCGGCUACCUUGACAUGGGUAACGGCUUUGAUAAGUCCAUCCUUCUCGCGUACGACCCGAUAAGUGAGCCGGCGAUUAUGGUGGCGUUUGUUGGUGUGCUCUCGAAGCUGUGCGCCUCGUACGCGCUGCUCUCCAUGUCUCUGCGCAACCCCCUCUACCACAGCAUCGGCUGGGAUGUCGACGAGCUGCCCUACUGGAAGCACUGCGCUGCUGUGAUAACUCUUGCCUGCUGCACGCUGAUCAUGGGCCUGUUCAUCCCGAAUAUCAACACUGUGCUUGGCUUCGCUGGCUCCAUCACGGGCGGGUCACUUGGGUUCCUCCUACCUGCGCUGCUCGUCAUGUACUCGGGCGACUUCUCCUGGGAGAAGGCGGGCCCCCUCAGGUACAUCCUCACCUACGUGCUGUUGAUAGUCGGUGUCAUCGGCGUCGUCUUCGGCACGUGCGCCACGAUCCACGCCACUGCUGUGGGUUAA